Molecule: messenger RNA, 3076 nt
Organism: Pygocentrus nattereri (red-bellied piranha)
Lineage: Eukaryota; Metazoa; Chordata; Actinopteri; Characiformes; Serrasalmidae
Gene: anxa13
Product: annexin A13
Exons: 11
Coding region: 8-1054 (348 amino acids)
Cellular component (GO): cytoplasm
Molecular function (GO): calcium ion binding; calcium-dependent phospholipid binding
Source: RefSeq, a predicted model, not a curated record
UUUGCGCAUGCGCAGCAGCGGAGCAGCCUCGGUCCGGUCAGUGACUCCCCAUCAGGACUCCGGCUCGAGUUUUACUCAGUCUGCCUUAGAAAACACAGCAGAAAUGGGAAACUGUCAGCCAACGAUUUUUCCAUACGAAGACUUCGAUGUUGUGGCUGAUAUCAAGGCUAUCCGCAAAGCCUGCAAAGGCUUAGGCACUGAUGAGCAAGCCAUCAUCGACAUCCUGGCCAACCGCUCAGCUGCUCAAAGACUGGAGAUAAAGCAUGCAUACUUUGAAAAAUAUGAUGAUGAGCUGGUGGAGGUGCUGAAGAGCGAGCUCUCGGGAAGCUUUGAGAAGGCCAUCCUGGCCAUGCUGGACCCGCCUCACGUGUUCGCCGUCAAGGAGCUGCGCAAGGCCAUGAAGGGAGCCGGCACUGACGAGGAUGUACUGGUGGAGAUCCUGUGUUCCGCCACUAAUGCUGAGAUCGCCACUUACAAAGAAACCUACUUCCACGUGCAUGAAAGGGAUCUGGAGGCGGAUGUUUCUGGAGACACCAGUGGUCAUGUCCAGAGGCUGCUGACCAUGCUGCUUCAGGGCAAUCGAGAUGAGGGCUACGAGGUGGACGAGGGUCUGGCUGAACAAGACGCCGUAUCACUGUUUGAGGCUGGAGAGGCCCGCUUUGGCACUGAUGAGUCUACCUUCAGCUACAUUCUGGCCUCCAGGAACUACCUGCAGCUACAGGUCACCUUCAAAGCCUACGAAGCCAUUUCUGGGACGGAUAUCUUGGAUGCCAUUGAGAAUGAAACUUCCGGAACCCUGAAAGACUGUUACAUCUCACUGGUGAGAUGUGCCAAGAACCCCCAGCUGUACUUCGCCCGGCGACUUAACGCUGCCAUGAAGGGAGCGGGCACAGAUGAGGAAACUCUCGUCCGCAUCAUCGUGGCCCGUUCAGAGAUUGACCUGGAGACCAUUAAGGACAUGUACCUGGAGAAGUACGACGUGCCUCUGAAGGAUGCCAUCAGCUCUGAAUGCAGCGGCGACUUCAAGCGCCUGCUGGUGGCCAUCUGUCACUAAGACAGGCAGACGCAGAGGACUGGGGCCACUUGCACUGUCUUAUAAGCAGAACAACUAACAUUACUUACUUACAGUGGGUUCUGUUGCUCACAAAAGCACUUGAAACUUCGUGAGGUGGUGGGAGAAGCCGAGCAAACUUCAAAUUCAACACUGUGUGUAGUUCCCGUGAGGUAAUUGGAGAAAGAAUUCAGUACAGAAUUCACGUGCGCUUAUUUUAGCCUUUUAGCCUGAAUGCACUCUAUGCAUCCGUGUGUCGUAAACAGUCCGGUGUCUUUCUCCUACGGUUCACUGUUUCAUUGCCCAGCUGGUCUUCGCCAGGCGUUGUCUUGUGCUGGGCUGUGAACAAAAGGCCAUUUUCUGUGUCUAAAAGGUCCGUACGCAGUCUAUUAGCAGAUCUGGCACAGCAUAAAUGUGUCCUUUUCAGGAAAGAAUGAGAAAAUGCAGCGUACGGUGGAACAUUAACCAGCAGAAUGCAAAAGAGUAAAACAGUAAACAUGAGAAGUUGAUCAAUAACCAAAGCGGCGCUCAUAAAAAGUUCUAAUGCCAGUGUUUCUGCUUCUGCACAUUCAACACAUAUGCUUAGUGUUCUAGCUAGAGUUUGUAGUGCUGCAAUUAGAAUGAUUCGUGUUCUAGCUUGAAUGCUUGGUGAUUCAAUUAGAAUGAUUCGUGUUCUAGCUUGAAUGCUUAGUGAUUCAAUUAGAGUGAUUCGUGUUCUAGCUUGAAUGCUUAGUGAUUCAAUUAGAAUGAUUCGUGUUCUAGCUUGAAUGCUUAGUGAUUCACUUAGAAUGAUUCGUGUUCUGGCUUGAAUGCUUAGUGAUUCAAUUAGAAUGAUUCGUGUUCUAGCUUGAAUGCUUGGUGAUUCAAUUAGAAUGAUUCGUGUUCUAGCUUGAAUGCUUAGUGAUUCCAUUAGAAUGCUUAGUGUUCUAGCUAGAAUAUAUAGUACUCCAAUUAGAGUGCUUUGUUCUAGCUAGAAUGCUUAGUGAUCCAAUUGUAUGCUUAGUGUUCUAGCUAGAAUGCUUAGUGAUCCAAUUAGAAUGCUUAGUGUUCUAGCUAGAAUAUAUAGUGCUCCAAUUAGAGUGCUUUGUUCUAGCUAGAAUGCUUAGUGAUUCAAUUAGAAUGAUUCGUGUUCCAGCUAGAAUGCUUAGUGAUUCAAUUAGAAUGAUUCGUGUUCCAGCUAGAAUGCUUAGUGAUUCAAUUAGAAUGAUUCGUGUUCCAGCUAGAAUGCUUAGUGAUUCAAUUAGAAUGAUUCGUGUUCUAGCUAGGAGGUAUAGUGCUUCAGUUCAAAUUCAACACAUUCACUGUUUGUUGUGGAAAAGGUUGUGAGGCACCUUUUCCUUUGCCAGUACUUCCACCCUGAUACCUGAUCACGACUGUUACAGAAACACGCUGUGCACUUUUAUUUGCAUGACACUUGCGAGUUAUGAAGAAUGACUCCGUGCAGCAUAUAAGACAUAUCGAUUCAGAUCGUUCUCACUUUAUUUACAGUUAAUAACACAGUCAGUCACUUUAUAACAUAUAAUCUGUGAAGGAAGGUCACGUGACAGAGCUUCAGCCAUUCUGUCGUAUCAUGGUCAGUUACAGUCUUGUGUCUUUGUAAUACUAACACAAAUAAUAUAUUUUAAAUGUAUUAACAGUAUAUUAUAUUUUUUAUUAUAGACCAUAUUUAGAGAUUUUGUUUAGGCCUGUAGCUUUAGAGGAGGGUAGAUCUCAAUGGCAGUGAAUGGAAGAGUCGAUUGAACGCAGACAGGAAUCAGCUGUUGUCGUUUAAAACACCUGGCACAACGUUUAUCACCACGGCAGCUGGGUUUUUAACAAGUAGUCUAGAUUUUCAAGUGAAUUUUCAUUAUAUCUUGUCAAUAAGUAUGACAAAGCAUGGUGUCUACAUUUUAAGGUAUUGGAAGUUAUUCCAGACAUCAGAUGGGACCAGACGUCAGACCUGUGGAAAGAAACUGAAGACCAAUAACUGCCUGUAAAACCAAUUUGCUUAUUUGGAUAUCCCAAUAAAGUGUUAAUGAUAUGAUA